Episyrphus balteatus (marmalade hoverfly) is the source of this 495-nucleotide messenger RNA. RefSeq lists its product as uncharacterized. The transcript has 2 exons. The record is from RefSeq and is a predicted model, not a curated record. NCBI's taxonomy places the organism in Eukaryota, Metazoa, Arthropoda, Insecta, Diptera, Syrphidae. Bases 1 to 495 code for a protein of 164 amino acids.
AUGCGUGCCUUUAUUGUUUUAGUUGCAUUGUGUGUAGUAGCUGCUGUUGUGGCUUUAGAUGAUCAUGAUGAUGAAAAACCUCAGGGUAGGACAUUUGGAUUGCUUGAAGGUGCAUUAAGCUCUACACUUGGAUUAGGUGGUGGAUACGGUGGAGGCUAUGGUGGUGGAUAUGGUGGUGGAUAUGGCGGUGGAUAUGGCGGUGGCUAUGGUGGAGGAUAUGGUGGCGGAUAUGGAGGUGGUUACGGUGGUGGAUACGGCGGAGGAUAUGGGGGUGGAUACGGCGGUAAUGUGGUACCAGGAUAUGGUGGCAAUUACUAUAGACCGCAGCCGUCUUUUGGAGGAUUUGGCAGUGGUGGUUAUGGAAGUGGUUUUGGUGGAGGUUACAACGGACAUGUGAGUGGACAUUAUGGAGCAUCAUAUGGUGCUUCUUAUGGAGGAGGCUAUGGUGGGGGCUAUGGGGGUGGUUAUGGGGGGCAAUCUGGAUUCUUUGGUUAA